Messenger RNA from Papaver somniferum (opium poppy), 1086 nucleotides. RefSeq lists its product as uncharacterized. The record is from RefSeq and is a predicted model, not a curated record. Gene Ontology annotation, molecular function: catalytic activity. NCBI's taxonomy places the organism in Eukaryota, Viridiplantae, Streptophyta, Magnoliopsida, Ranunculales, Papaveraceae. The coding region runs from base 1 to 1086 and encodes 361 amino acids. The transcript is spliced from 2 exons.
AUGCGGGUGUUGUUUUGGAAUAUCAAUGGAGUUGCACGUGAUGUAGCUCAAGAUAAACUAAAGGAGUUGAUUAGAGAUUUUAAACCUGAUGUUUUUGGUAUUGCUGAACCAAAAGUUCCCUGUUCUGCUGGGUUCAGAUAUGGUUUGCUUAGAGAAGGUUAUUCUUCUCAUGUUAUUAAUAAUGCUUCUUCUUCUGGUAUUGCUAAUAUUUGGGUUUGUUAUUCAAAUACUCUAAAUAUUUCAAUUGUCAAUGUCAGUAAGCAGGGAAUAACGGUUGAGGUGGAUGGUGUACAUGUUUCUUUUGUCCAUGCUAGCUAUAUUCAGGUUACUAGGAGGAGUCUUUGGCAGCAACUUGUUAGUUCUGGUGAUGGUAUUCCUUGGUUAGUCAUUGGGGAUUUUAACUGUAUUCUUCGUUUGGAUGAGAAGAAGGGUGGUCUUGAACCUAGAACCUCAGCUAUUAAUGAGUUUUCAGAUUGGUUGGAUGACAACAAUCUUUUUGAAGCUGAUGCCUUGGGAAAUAGUUGGAAUAUGCCUAUUUCUGGGUCUUUUGAUUUUAUUUUCACUCAAAAAUUAAAGAGACUUAAAGGAAUUAUCAAGGAAUGGAAUCUUCGUGUUUUUGGUAAUGUGCAUUCUAGGUUAAAGCAGGAUCAGUUGAGGUUUGAGGCAGCUGCUCUUCUUUCUGAUGAUAAUCCGGAUGACAUUACUAAGCUAAAUAUUAUGAAGGAUGCUAUGGCUAAACUUAAUGAUACUCGUGCUCAGUUGAAUACUAUGCUUAAGCAGAAAUCUAGAAAUAAGUGGCUUGUGGAGGGUUCAAGUAACACUAAUUUCUUUCAUAAUAGCAUUAGAAUUCGUAGAAGUCCUAACACUAUCUCUGAACUUGUUGACAGUGCAGGCAAUACUAUUUCUGAUUAUGAGCUGCUUAGAAAUCAUGUUGUGCACUAUUAUGAGGACAAGUUUAAUGGGCCGGAGAUGGAGAUUGAUCCUAUUUUAUUUGACUAUGGUCAUAUUAGCAUCUCGGAGGAGGAAAGUUUAGCCAUGGACAAAUUCCAUCUUCUGAGGAGAUUAAACAAGCAGUUUUUGAUCUAG